AUGACUACUAGCCUCGAAUAUGGACGCUGCAGGAGCACCGACAACCUAGAGGAAGCUGAGAAUUACGGGGAUGCGCUGAGAGCUCACUGGCGGGCGCAGCGUCCCCCUAUACGGUAUAGGAAUAUCAACCUCAUUCUGGAGAACCCCCUCAAGGCCAUGGCACAUAAGAAGGCCACCGAGCCCCGCGAUCACGUCUUUGCACUAAAAGAUCUCUAUUCCGAAAUACUGGGUCGCAUUCACAUUGACUAUUCGAUGGAUAUCUCGGCACUAUUCUGCAAAGCAGCUGCUGCACUCAUCGAUGGUUCUGCAACGCUUAGCGAGAUCCUUCACUACGCAAUUUGUGCGGUUGUUGCAAAGGAGCAGGAUCUGCCGCCUUGGGUACCGGAUUGGACAGUCCAGGAGAGUUUCUCGCCCUGGCCAUGGUCCUCUGCCAUGUGGGACGUACUGCCAGGACAUGAAAAUCACCAGUACCCUAGACCACCCAAGGCUCGUGUUUCCCCCGACCACCGUCGUCUCACCGUAGUGGCGGCACCUUUAGGUAUCGUUGGCAUUUUGAGCGAGCCCCUCCCGUCCAUCACUGCUGAUACCGCCGAUACGUUGUGGUUGGAGUCUCUGGCUGAGCGAUUUCGGUCCUGGCUAGUAAGCAAAAUACCAGAUGUGAGGUUUUUUGUGACGGCUGGGAACACCAUGUGUGUUUGCAAGGACGCACAGCAAGGGGAUGUAGUCGUCUUGCUGUCGAUGCGCCACGGCCGUUCGUCUGCGUCGGUGCCUUGGUCUGAGGCGUGGAUCUUGUGGCACGCUGUUCCACUUGGAAGCAAAACGCGCCAAAACACCGGCCGGAUACAUCGCUACAUUGUUGACCUCAGCGCAUCCGUGUCAGCGAACACAUAUCUCGGACUCGAGACCCUGCAUACCUACGACAUCAAUCUCUGUGCUGAAUAUUGCAACAAUAAAACCCUCGGCACCGACUUCAACGUCGUCGCGGAGCGAGAUCCUUGCCUCAACCUUUCAGACACUUGCACCCAGCCGGCCUCAAGUACAGAAUACAAGUGCACACUCCGGGGCUCCGGUGUAGAUACCGCAUCCGCAACCAACUGCGGAUGCUACCGGGGCCAAGCCCAAACCGCGAUCGCCAGCUCCGACGGUUUCGAAAAGACAAACACAAACACAAACACUCCCGCCCAAAGACCAGGCGGGCAAGCAACCCAACAAUGCGGUGGCGACGGCUCAAAAGGACACGAUCACCCCAACACCUGCAUUAGCAUCAGCUUCUUCCCAGGUCCGUACAACCCAGCUUUCUGCGCUGCAUACGCGGAUGCAAAGAAUACCAUGAACCAAAAGCCGCCGUUCUGGGGGAAGUGGAUUGUGAUUUUGUUGUAG
Hyaloscypha bicolor E is the source of this 1380-nucleotide messenger RNA. RefSeq lists its product as uncharacterized. The record is from RefSeq and is a predicted model, not a curated record. Lineage: Eukaryota; Fungi; Ascomycota; Leotiomycetes; Helotiales; Hyaloscyphaceae. The transcript has 4 exons. Bases 1 to 1380 code for a protein of 459 amino acids.